Messenger RNA from Grammomys surdaster, 3087 nucleotides. It is a transcript of the gene Trmt2b, whose product is annotated as tRNA methyltransferase 2 homolog B. Gene Ontology annotation, molecular function: tRNA (uracil(54)-C5)-methyltransferase activity, S-adenosyl methionine-dependent. Lineage: Eukaryota; Metazoa; Chordata; Mammalia; Rodentia; Muridae. Gene Ontology annotation, biological process: RNA processing. The record is from RefSeq and is a predicted model, not a curated record. The transcript is spliced from 13 exons. Bases 76 to 1563 code for a protein of 495 amino acids.
UCCCUUUUGUGCAUCACACAUCAUCGUCCUGGCUGUGUCGGUGCCUGUAUCAAAGGCAUCAAGAGAAGAGUCCUGAUGCAGAACCCAAGAUUAUUCCUUUCCAGGGUGGGUUUCUUCUACAAAUCAGGACUGCUUCCCUGGGAUAGUGCAAGACCACCAGAUUUGCCACAGUGCUUAUUGGGCAGAGCAUAUAAAGGGAGUUUCACCAGCAAGAUAGCUAAGAAGCACCCAAGCCGACAACAAUAUCAGAAGAAACAAAGGCAUUGUAGACCACAAGAUGCCUCAUGGCAGGAGAGGCUGGCUGAUGUUGUGACUCCACUCUGGAGGCUGAGUUAUGAAGAACAACUCAAGGUGAAAUUUGAAGCUCAGAAGAACAUUUUACAAAGCCUAGAGUCUUACCUACAAGUGCUACAUGGAGUCAGUGGCACGGUGGCUGCACCCCAGUCUGAAGGGCUUCGCUGUCGCCUCCAUCCCAUUAUACCCUCUCCUACCACUGUUGGCUACCGGAACAAAUCUACCUUUUCUGUGAACCGGAGCCCAGAUGGCAAUCCAAAGACCGUGGGCUACUACCUAGGAACUUGGAAAGAUGGAAAUGUCGUCUGUGUACCAUGUAAUCAUCUAAAAAACAUCCCAGAGAAACACAGUCAAGUGGCUCAGUAUUACGAAGUAUUCCUUCGACAGUCUUCAUUGGAACCCUGCCUUCUGUUUCAUGAAGGUGGACACUGGCGAGAACUCAUAGUUCGAACCAAUAGGCAAGGGCACACAAUGGCUAUUGUUACUUUUCAUCCCCAGGGAUUAAGUCAGGAGGAGCUCUGUGUUCAAAAGGUGACCUUGAAGGAUUUUUUCACUAAAGGCCCUGGAGCGAUCUGUGAAUUGACCUCACUCUAUUUCCAGGAAAGCACCAUGACGCGUUGCAGUCAUCAGCAGUCCCCCUACCAGCUCCUGUUUGGGGAACCCCACAUCUUUGAAGAUCUUUUGGGUUUGAAGAUUCGAAUCUCUCCAGAUGCCUUCUUCCAGAUUAACACUGCUGGUGCAGAGAUGCUGUAUCGGACCAUCGGGGAGCUGAGUGGAGUAAACUCUGAUAGCAUCCUCCUAGACAUUUGCUGUGGAACAGGUGUGAUUGGCCUCUCUCUGGCUCAGCGUGCCUCUCAGGUUCAUGGCAUUGAGCUGGUGGAGCAGGCAGUGGAGGAUGCCAGGUGGACUGCAGCCUUCAAUGGUGUCACCAACUGUGAGUUUCAUGCUGGCAGAGCAGAGACGAUUUUGCCACAGCUGUUAAAGUCACAGAAAGAUGAGAAGUUGACUGUCGCUGUGCUGAACCCUGCCCGUGCUGGACUGCAUUACAGAGUGGUGCGAGCCAUCCGGAACUGCAGGGCCAUCCGCACGCUAGUGUUUGUUUCCUGCAAGCCCCAUGGUGAAAGCACAAGGAACUUCAUUGAACUAUGCUGUCCUCCAAACUCUGCUAAGAAGCUUCUAGGUGACCCUUUCAUCCUGAGAGAAGCUGUACCUGUGGAUUUGUUUCCCCACACCCCACAUUGUGAGCUGGUACUCCUCUUCACUCGCUAAGACCAGGAGACUGCAAGCUGAGAAGGCUGAAGUUUCAGAGAUACCCAGGUUGCCAUGGGAGACCGUGGAAGCAUCACCAGAAAGACCAGUCUUUGAAUUUGAAUUUGUCUGGCCUCCUUCUCUGAGGCAGAUUGAACUGUAGCUUGUCCUAUUCCUUUGGGGUUAUCCAUAUUUCCCUAGCUUUGACUGCUCCUAAUUCCUUGAGCCUGGAUUUGUGUUGCUCCAUCCUUUUGCUGUCUAUACAUUCAAUAUACUGUCUUGUCCCCGUCAUGGGAUUUUGCUUUUGUUGUGGGGAUAAGUGCUUUUUGAUCAGCUGGCAAUAAUUUCAUAUUGACCAGGAUCUGUAUAUUCACUCUGAGAUUUUACCAUUCGCAGGUUUUUUUUUAUUUUGGUUGUUGUUGUUUUGUUUUGUUUUAUUUUGAAACAGGGUCUCACAUAGUGCCCUUACAAUGUAACUGAGGUUGACUUCGAACUUGUGAUCCUUCUGCCUGCAUGUGAGUGCUGGGAUUACAGGCAUGUGCCACCACACAUGACUUUAUGCAGUGAUGGGUAUCAAAGCCAGGGAAGGAUGCAUGUGAGGGCAAACCGUUUACUAACUGAGCGACAGCCCCUAGCCCCUUGCAAAUGUUUGUAGGAAGUAGAACCAAAUUGAGCUUUUUACAAAGCAGAAUAAGAGGCUAGGGAGAUGGCUAGCUGGGUAAAGUGCUUAUUGCACAUACACAAGAAGCUGAGUUUGGAUCUCUAGCACGUAAUAACAGGACAUAGUGGCACCUGGCUGUUCUUGUGCUGAGAAGUGUAUACGGGGGGAUUCUGAGGGCUUUCCUGGCCAGUCAAUUUAGCUAAUAGGUGAGCUCCAGUUUCAGUGAGAGACCCUGUCUCAAAUAAAAAAAAAAAGAGAGAGAGAGUUGAAAAAAUGAUAGACACCUGAUAUCAGCAUCUGUCCUCCACAAGUAUAAUCACAGGCACAUGUGUAUAUGUGUGUGUAUGUGUACACAUACUAUACACAUACAAUGCAGACAAAGUUAUAUAGUGAUUACAGGGUUGUUGGGCUUUCUAGACUUUGACACCUCUAGACUGUCCUUUGAUGAUGUGGUUAUCUCGGGCUGGCAUUCACAAGCAUAUAAUGCUCUUGCAGAGGACCUGAGUUUAAUUCCUAGCAUCCAUGUCAAGUUUCUCAUAGCUGCCUAUAGUUCUAGUUCCAGGGGAUCUGAUACCCUCUUCUAACCUCUGUGGACACUGAACUCAUAUGCACAAAACCACAUUCACACACAGGCAAAUACACAUAAUUUUAAAAUAAUUUUUUAAAAAAGAGAAAAUGUGGUUAUCUCUAGGAACAAUAACACCAUUCAUCUCUUACCUGUAGAAGGAGGAUUGGUCAUUAGAGAUACCCAAAGGGGUUAAGAAACUCUGAAAGGAAGGGCUGGAUACUUAGAUUGUCCUGUGUAUUAUGGAGGAAGAAAGUACCAGUAAUCCUAUAGUAAUCCAGUAUGUAUUAUAAUAAAGUGGGUGUUGAAAUUAACUAUA